UUUUUUUUUUUUUUUUUUUUCUCUCUCUUGAAUCUUAAUCAUUGCCCUCUAUUCCCUACGCUUUUUCUUUUCAAUUUUCAUUGCCUCUUCCAAAUCACUCUUUUUUUUCUUCUUCUUCUUCUAUCUCCCAAACCCAAAGUUGGUUGGUUUACAUUACAGGGUGUCCAACCAAAGCUACCCUCAAAUCUUAAUGCUUUCUACUAAGGACAACACAUCAAGGAGGGAGAAUUAUUUGGGAUGAAAGAUGCUAGAGUUGAUCUGGGUUUUUGCUGGAAGGAAGAAAAGAAGGUUCUGAAUUCUGAUAUUCAGUGAUUAGAGUCAAAAGUGAGAGAGAUUCAUUAGGUUGGUAAGUGAAUCCAAUUCCGAUGGAGACUCAGACACCAAAUGUGCAGCCACAAGCUGCGUCAACAAGCACGCCAAGGAAAAAGAUGACCAAACAGUUGACAGGUAAAAAGGAUGAUACACCUUUGCACUCUGCAGCAAGAGCAGGGAAUCUGAGUGUUCUGAAGGACACAGUUAGUGGUGCUGAAGAGGGUGAAUUGCGUGCGUUGUUGACAAAGCAGAACCAUGCUGGGGAAACAGUUCUUUAUGUUGCUGCUGAAUAUGGCUAUGUCGAUAUGGUUAGGGAGAUGAUUCAGUAUUAUGAUCUUGCUGAUGCUGGAAUUAAAGCAAGGAAUGGUUUUGAUGCACUCCACAUUGCUGCCAAACAAGGGGAUUUUGAUAUUGUGAAUAUCCUAAUGGGGGCUCAUCCUGAAUUGUCAAUGACUGUGGAUCCAUCCAACACCACAGCUCUGCACACUGCUGCAACACAAGGGCAUACUGAGAUAGUGAAGCUUCUAAUGGAAGCAGGUAGUAGUCUUGUAACCAUUGCUAGAAGUAAUGGGAAAACAGCUUUGCAUUCUGCGUGGAGAAUAUAUAUAUAUCGAAAUUUCAUCAAUAAAUGA
Molecule: messenger RNA, 944 nt
Organism: Cajanus cajan (pigeon pea)
Lineage: Eukaryota; Viridiplantae; Streptophyta; Magnoliopsida; Fabales; Fabaceae
Source: RefSeq, a predicted model, not a curated record